Messenger RNA from Equus caballus (horse), 6211 nucleotides. It is a transcript of the gene CARD6, whose product is annotated as caspase recruitment domain family member 6. Lineage: Eukaryota; Metazoa; Chordata; Mammalia; Perissodactyla; Equidae. Gene Ontology annotation, biological process: regulation of apoptotic process. The record is from RefSeq and is a predicted model, not a curated record.
GGCCGGGAGGCGCUUUUAGGCCGGAACUGUGCUUUGCGCUGCUGUUGCUGCCCUCUGGCUUUCCCGCCUUGUAGGUCGGGAGUGGUGACCGCAUCGCGGAUCCGGUCCCGGAGUCGAUGGAGAACCUGGCGUGGGAUACAUCUUUGAACAUUUGUCUGAAUAUUUCCUUAAGAUAAUUUCCUAGAAGCAAAAUUACCGGGUUAAAGGAUAGAGCUCACAGUAGAAAAUAACUAGCCCAAUCUGAAAUUCAAGAGAAACUUCUCAAAGGCCCUGGGGCUGAGUCAUCAUAAGAGCAGCAGGAACAAUGGCUACCGGGAGUGUUUUCUCAGAGAUCACAGAAAAAGAACGGAAAAAGUUACUUGAAAUUCUCCAGCAAGAUCCUGAUUCCCUCUUAGAUACAUUAACCUCUCGGAGGCUGAUUUCUGAGGAAGAGUAUGAGACUCUGGAGGAUAUAACAGAUGCCUUGAAGAAAAGUCAGAAGCUGUUAAUUCUGGUGCAGAAAAAGGGAGAGCAUAAUACAGAAUCUCCUCCAUCUGUGGGGAUAAACGAGAAUUCAGAUGGUUUUCUACCUGGAGGGAAACAGCCUGAGAAUCCUGAGAUCACAGAGCCCUUCAAAGAGAAAGAACACGUGGAUUUGGAAACCUCUCAGUCUUUCAGGGACAACAAAACUGGUUAUAGGGAAACUGCUUGGUCCUCAAGGGAAAAUGAGAAGGAAUACAAUACACCAAAAGUCGCAUUGCCACAUUCCGUCGAAAAUGUUGAAUAUGAAGUUCCAGCAACUAUUGAGUGCUUACAGGACGGACAGAGAUAUGAGGAGCCAGAUGAUUCUUUAUACUUAGGAGAAGAGGGAUAUCUAGAAUCUGUUGGAUACCCUGUAGAUGCAGAAAUCACCGUGGAAGAGGAGGAUUAUGCUGACCCAGACUACAUCGUCUAUGAUGGUGAAGAGCACUGUGCAUAUUCAGAAACCACGGAAUUCUCUGACGAAGAACAGAGUCAUGAGGAUUCAGAAACUGGCAUGUCAUUGGAGGAGGAAGAGGAGAAAAAUAUGGAAGAAAGAACAAAGGUGUUUAAAGAUGUCCUGUUACAUUUGAACAUGGAUAGGAGCAGAAAGCUUCUGCCAGAUUUUGUUAAACAAUUCUCCUUAGAUCGAGGAAGUAGGUGGACACCUAGGACUCCAGGAGACUUCGCCUGGAAUUUCCUGAUGCAAGUUCAAGCAUUGGAUGUGACAGCCAGAGAUUCAAUCCUCACACAUAAAGUUCUGGGUGAGGAUAGCACAAGGGAAUUGCUGACUGGAGUACAGAAUUUGGAAAUUAGAGACUUACAAACCAUUAAUCCCCUUGAUGUCCUUUGUGCCUCUAUGCUGUGUUCAGACGUCUUUUUGCAACGUGAAGUCAUGUCAAACAUGUAUCAGUGCCAGUUUGCUCUUCCCUUGCUACUGCCAGAUGUAGAAAACAACAAAAGCAUUCUAAUGCUGGGGGCCAUGAAGGACAUUGUGAAGGAGCAGUCACUGCAGUCUUCGGGAGGGCCUACAGGGGAUACAGAAGCAUUUCUGACUCUCAUGAAGAUGCCUGUCAUCUCUUUUGUGCGUCUAGGAUCCUGUAGCUUCUCUAAGUCCAGAAUCCUCAACACACUGCUCAGCCCUACCCAAUUGAAGUCACACAAAAUCUUUGUUCAAAAAGAUUUGCCUGUUCUGGUGCUUUCCCGGCAAAUCUCUGGUGGCCUGGUUGAGAUAACGUGGUGUUUUCCUGAUAGCAACAGUCUAAAGGAAAACCCUUGUUUUUUCCAAAAGCCUGUUGCUGUGGCCAACCUUCAUGGAGAUCUACAAAGUUUUUGGACACUUGGUUUCUUGAUGGAAAUUUCCUCAGCUGUGUUCUUUUUCACUGACCGCCUAGGUGAGAAGGAAUGGGACCUGCUAAUGUUUUGAGGAGAAGCUUCCAUUGAAAGAUGCUACUUUGUCCUCAGUUCCCAGGCCAAGGAGAAUGAAGAGGCUCAGAUUUUUCAGAGGAUCUUGAAGUUAAAGUCAUCACAGCUACUGUUUUGGGUGGGAGAGGAAGGUAGGGAGAGACAGAACACAGAGGCCCUUCAAGCUGCCCUCUGGGAAGUGAUGUCCUCUUCACUCAGAUGUGUGUCUGUGGAGGGUAUGGCCUCCCUGGCCAGGGAGUUGGGGAUCCAGGUAGACGAAGACUUUGAGAACGUUCAAGCAAUUCAAGUUUCCCCUGGUGAAAACUUGGCUGCAACAGCUGAAGAUGAGGGACAACAAAGGUACAGUCAGCCAAAAGGUUCAUCUGAGUGCCCAGCUGAGAUGCCUGUAGGACAGCCGGGGGCAAGAUGUGAGAUCAGCCAGAAUCUUCAGAAUCUUCAGCUCACCCCAGUAUUUAUACCUCAUCUGGCGAACUACUGUCCCUUACCAACCAGAAUCAGAGGUGAUUUUAACCAUGUUUCUUUGAAAGGCCCCUGGGUUAUGAGCUCCCACUUUUGGUCAGACCAGAAGUCUAAGGGGUUCCGUCCUUUGCCCUUUCAGAAUACAAAGACCCAUAGUCAAGUUACGAAUUUUGGGAUUCGAUACUUCCAACCCCAGAGAUUUUAUUCACGUGAAAGAUUCAUGAAAUUUUCGAGAACUGCUUGGGGACGUCACAUGGUUGGAACAUUGGGGAGACCACCAAGACCCAUUUAUCAGCAUGCACAAGGCUGGCCUGAGAGACCUCAGACAAUGGGAGCUCUUGAAGGGUUUCCAGCAGUGGUCUCCCAGGUAGGUCACCUCCAUUCUCUGGGUUCACAGCCAGCAGGAACAGUUAGGAAGCCACAGCCUCGGCAAGCCAGCACACGGGGAUCACAGCUAACUGAAGCAACUGGAAAACUCAUGGGAACAACAUCCCAUAUGGAAGAUCCUCACCCUAAAGCCUUUCAACCAGCAGGAGCCAUACAGAAACCCAUAAGACCUGCCUCUCAGCAAGGAGACAAAAUAAAGACACAGGGUGGGCCUUCAAAUCGAGCUUUCCAAAUGAAUUCCCAUCUCAUGUCCAACAGCAAAGGUUUACCCAGCUCUCAGUUCAAAUCUGAUCAGCCCAAGCCAUCCCAGCUCAAGCACUCCAAGCCCACACCCUCCCAAUCUGUGCCCUUUCAACCCAAACCCACUCAAACAAAACCCACUCAGCCCCAACCCUCCCAAGCUAGACCAUCUCCAUUAAAACAUACUCAACCCAAGCCAUGCCAGCCCCAGUCCUCCCAAUCUAAGCCUUCUCAACCAAGACCCACUCAACUCAAGUCAUCUUGGACCAAUCCUCCACAGGCGAAGGCAUACCGUCCAAGAGCAGGGCCCAAGAGGGUAGGGAAGCAUUAAAGUACUUACUCCAGAGACCUAUGAAAAAUAUCCUUUACCCAGGCCAUUCCUAUAAUAAAUAGAAUCAACCAGUAAAUAAAUUAAUUGAAUCCAGCCUUGAGUAUUAGGUAAUAUAUAACCUGAAUCCAGGGAAUGGAGGCUGUGAGACAACCCCAGUUGGAGAAGAAUGGGACUGGAGUCUCUAACUGCCAAGUGACCAUAAAAUAGGGCUCAGGUUGCCUUGGUGGUGUAGGAAAAUUGCCCUAGAUGUUGGCUGCUCCAGAGAUGCCUUGGUCAAAGAUUUUUGGUUCAAUAUCAGCUGCUAAGCAAGUAAACCUGUUUAUUUGGCAUAUGUAAAUCAACUUGCUUUUGACAAUAGCCCCAAUUUGCUCGAAUGAUAAAACUCACAUUUGACCCUUAAUAUAUAAAAAUCAAUGAAAUUCAUUAUUUUGCAUUAACUUUAGGAAUGAUCUGUGUAUGUUUCAUAUUUAAAAUAUUUGUCAUAGGUAAGAUAAUUUGGCUUAUUAGAGGAACUGAUACAUUGGCCUCAUGAUUCCAACUUAAAAUAUGUAAUUGAGUUUUUAAUUUUAGAGUUGUGAUUUUUUUUAAGUUGAAAAGAUUAAGAUAGAUUUAUAAAGUUUGUAAAAAGCAUUGAAAUAUUUGAGAAUUUAAGAUUCACAGAAUUUAUAAUUUUAAUUUAUUAGAUUCAUUAUUGUUCUAAACAUUUGGGUAAGUUCUGCAGUUAGAAGCAUUAAGUAAAAAGAAUAUAUAACAUUUAAAAUAUUUAAGUGAAGUUUAAUUAAGUUUGUAAAAUGACACCAAAUGUUAAUAAAAGGCCACUUUAAAGGUAGGUGUUAAAUUCACUAGAUUUAGAAAUAAAAUAGUAAGAUUUGUAAAUUGAACUAAGAGCCCUAGUUUUUGAAUUUGCCACCUUUAUAAAAGUGUUAUUAAGUUUAAGUAAUAAAAUAGCCCUGAAUAGUCUUUUCUGGGAAAAAAAAUUACCUUAAAGGACACAAAAAAAUUCAUAUUGACGGAUGAGAAUUAAUCUUUGAGAGGGAAUAAUUAAUCUCUGAGAAUAUUCUCAUACUACAAGUAUCCUUCAUUUGUUUGUGCAUGUAUUAAACAACCAAUAUGGGGUAUUUACAGGGUGUUCAAUCCUUCUAAAGGUUAUGGUAAGAGUAAAGAAAGAAAUAGAGGGCUAUGCAUGUAAAUUUUUAUCCUUAUCUUUUGGCAAGAAAAAAAGCGUAAUAACUAGUUCAUAACUAUAAAAUCUUUGGUGUAAAAGCAGAGUUUCUCAAUGGAAAAUGAGCUUUUUUGUUGUUUUAACUUUUAAAUAGUAGUGAUUUUUUUUUUUUAAAGAUUGGCACCUGAGCUAACAUCUGUUGCCAAUCAUCUCUUUCUUUUUUCUUCUUCUCCCCAUAAGCCCUCCAGUACGUAGGGGUAUACUCUAGUUCUAGGUCCCUCUGGUUGUGCUAUGUGGGACAUGGCCCCAGCGUGGCCCGACCAGCAGUGCUAGGUCCAUGCCCAGGAUCCAAACCAGUGAAACCCUGGGCCACCAAAGCCGAACACGUGAACUUAACCACUCGGCCACAGGGUGGCCUAUAGUGAUGUUUUUUAAAACCUUUCUCUGAAUCCUCCUUCAAGAUUAGCGCUUGGAGGAUAGACCUUGUUUGGGUUCUUGUCACCAAGAGAUUCUGUAUCAGUCUGGGUCUUGACAAUACAUAUGUGAUACAUUCAAAUCGGACAAUUUGAGGAGAGUUUAAUAAAGGGACUAUUUAUAAAGGGCUGGGCAAGAUAUAAAAACAGCAGAAAGGAGAGCACAGUACCCUAGGUCUCGUAAAAGCAAGACACAUUACCACCCCAAGGUCUGAAGGGGAUUGGGGGAGGGGAGAGUGCUUUUCCCCAGUCAGAGGAGCAGAGUGGAAAGGGUCUUGGAUCUGGCUGGUUGGGGGUACAGCGGGCUGCAGUGAUCUGCAGGGGGAAUCCCAGGGAAUAAAUAUCUGCCCUUUCCCUCCCAUCUGCCAGUGGACCCCCUUGGCCAAACCCAACCAGAAGCCAGAGAACAAGAAGCCCCUCUAGGCAGUUCACGUAGGUCAGCCUUCUGGGUUCAGAGCAGGGUGGAGAGUAGCUCUGGAAGGGUAAACAGAAGAUAUCCACCAGAUUCCUCCCUUUCCAUUCCAUUCUUCCUUUUCUCAUCGUUUUUCCUUUCUUCCUUCUCUCAUGUUUAUUUAUCAAGCAUCUAUUAUGUGCAAGGCAUUGGGCUGGGAACAGAGAAGACAUGGAAACAGAAUAAGAAAUUCUUCUCUGGUUGUGAGAGCCUAUAAAUCUCUGUGUUUCCUCCUUAUUAUAAAACUAUAAGCUCAUUAUAAAUAGUUUUGAAAGUGCAGAAAUAGACAAAGAAGAAAGGAACAUAAAAAUAAUCUAUAAUCCAAUAACUCAGAAUGACUAGUAAUGUAGUCCUCCAACUCACUAAUAACAUUUUCAUGUAUUUUUUCCACAUAUAUAUAUUUAGAAGCAGCACUCAGUUACAUUUUUGAGUAUACUAGGGUUGAAUGUGGCAAAGUUAAACACAGUGUUAGGAGCAGGCAGAAUAAACAGCGUGAAAUAUUGGUUUUCCAGAUGUGUUAAGAAAGUCUAAAUUCAGCAGAUGAAAUAUAGUUUGAGUGUCAUUGUAUCAUGUACAAGUGCAGUUGUUUUAAGUAAAAUGUGCAAAAAUUCAGAACCAGUUGUAUAUAUAUGUUGUAUUUACUAAAUUGAGAGCAUUGUAUUGGUACUUAGCUUUUUUUUGUUAGCAAAUUGAAGAGUCAACUCAGUGAUUUACCUCUUGCAACACCUGAAAAUCCUCUCUUAUAAACACCUUAAAUAAAUUUAUAUUUUAUACAAGAAAACAAA